AGAAACAAAACAGCAAUCAAUACAAUGGCGCCACUCAACUUCACCAAAACCAAAAAAAUUUAAACUCCAUACAGGAGUCAAAAAAUGAUUGCUGCCGUUUUUUGGGACGAAAAAGGUAUUCUUUUGGUUGAUUUUAUGGGAUGAGGGACAACAAUUACAGCUGAUGUGUAUUGUGAAACACUCAAUAAACUAAGACAUGCAAUCCAAAAUCGACAAUGUGGAAAACUGUAUAAUCCGGUAUAAUUCUCCUUACAACAAUGCACGUACUCACACUACAGCCAAGACCCAAAAGAAAAUUCAAGAUUUUCAUUGGGAACUUUUUAACUACCCACAGUCCCGACCAUGCACCUAGUGACUACUUCCUUUUCUUACAUUUCAAAAAAUGGCUUGGUGGACAACGCUUUGAAAAUGACAAGGAACUUCAGAACGCCGUUGAAAACAGGUUUAACUCGCAGGCGGCGAGCUUCUAUGCAGAUGGGUUAAGGAAGCUGGUGAAGCGGUACGAAAAAUGCUUAGAAGUAAACGGCGAUUAUAUGGAAAAGUGAAAAUGAUUAGUAGGAAACUAAAUAUGCUAAUAAAACCUAUUUCAUAAGGUUAUCAUUUUUUUAUGAUAAAAUGGCCCUUAGGUAUUUUUCGAAUAUGCCUCGUAUUACAA
This is a messenger RNA of Sipha flava (yellow sugarcane aphid), 655 nucleotides long. RefSeq names its product histone-lysine N-methyltransferase SETMAR-like. Gene Ontology annotation, molecular function: nucleic acid binding. Lineage: Eukaryota; Metazoa; Arthropoda; Insecta; Hemiptera; Aphididae. Bases 258 to 545 code for a protein of 95 amino acids. The record is from RefSeq and is a predicted model, not a curated record. The transcript has a single exon.